Molecule: messenger RNA, 1581 nt
Organism: Aspergillus alliaceus
Lineage: Eukaryota; Fungi; Ascomycota; Eurotiomycetes; Eurotiales; Aspergillaceae
Product: Deuterolysin metalloprotease family-domain-containing protein
Exons: 3
Coding region: 1-1581 (526 amino acids)
Biological process (GO): proteolysis
Molecular function (GO): metalloendopeptidase activity
Source: RefSeq, a predicted model, not a curated record
AUGUCGUUCUUUCAACUCGUUCAAUUCUUCGGUCUUUUGACCUUGGCUGCUGGCAAGCCGGUUCACCUUCCGAGGCAGGCUUCGGGAGCCCCGCAGGACGGCGCUCAAAACCUCAUCGAUGUCCAGCUGGAGGCGCUCGGAAACUCGACCGUCAAGGCUCUGAUCAAGAAUGUUGCUGAUGAGAGUCUUCGCGUCGUCAAAAGAGGCGGUCUCCUGGACAAGGACCUUCCCACGAAGAAGGUCGUUGUAUCUGGAUCUGAAAACCCGACCUUCAGUGGCGCACGGGUCGACUAUAUCAACAGCCAUCUCACACCCGAAGCGUUCAUGGAUCUCGCCCCUAACCAAACAGUCGAGUCCAUCUUCGAUAUCGCCGACUCCCAUGACCUUGCCGCAGGAAAGAAGUACUCCGCCAUCGCGGACGGCAUGCUCGAAUACACCAAGGCCGACGACCACAAGAAGUUCUUCGUCGUUCCCUACAAGUCCAACUCCAUCGACUUCGAGGCUCCUGAGAACGUCGAGAGCCGUCUCACAGCCCGUGCCACCAUGUCUGGCUGCGACGGUCAAUAUGACCAGCUGAUGAAGGAUAAUCUCAAGCGUGUCUCCGAGAUGGCCACUGCUGCGGCCAAGGAUGCCCGAGACGGCAGCAGCGGAUUGCUCAAGAAGUUCUUCAAGUCCGAUAGCGAGGCGGACAAGAAGGAGGUUUCCGGGCGCUUGGAGGCGAUCGCUAAGGAGGCUACAUCUACGGGUACUUUGACCUACUAUUGUCAGGCUGAGGCGCAGGAUUCCUGCGGCGGAAAUAUUGCAGCAAUUACCUAUCCGACUAUGAACCGUGUUGUCAACUGCCAGGCGUACUACCAGACGCAGCAGGUGGUUAAUGAGUGUGGAUACCUGGAUCAGGCGGCUAUCUCUCUUCACGAGUUCGCGCAUGCUACUAGCGUCUAUUCACCUGGUACAGAGGAUGUUGUGUAUGGACUUCAAGGUGUCUUGGGUCUGGAUAAUGCCCAGGCUAAGAACAACGCCGAUUCGUACGCUUAUUAUGCUAAUGGCACUGGUCAAGGAAAUGAACAGGGAGGUAAUCAGGGAGCUGGACCCACUGGAACGCAAAUUGGAGGUGGCUCCAGCUCUCCUUUUGGUCAAGGCACUGGUCAAGGAAAUGAAAUGGGAGGUGGCUCCAUCUCCCCCUUUGGACAAGGCACUGGUCAAGGAAAUGAAAUGGGAGGUGGCCCCAAUUCCCCCUUUGGACAAGGCACUCAAGGAAACGGGCAGGAUUUUGGCCAGGGAACUCAAGGUGAUAUGGGUCCCUGGGAGGUUAUUCCUGCAGAAGAGAUUACACCAUCUGGAUCCGGAUGGCCCUCUGGCUUCGGUAACCAAGGUUGGGGCAACAACCAAGGUUCACAGCCUUAUGGCGGUCCAUCUAGCACCGACUUCCAGGAAGUCUCAUCUGCACCCUCUGGUAACUCCCCAUAUGGCGAAGGUUCCUUCGGAAACCCUAGCGGAGGCUCCUUUGGAGACGGUGGCUCUGCUCCGUGGAGCUCGCAAGGCUUUGGAGAGGGAAGUGGCUGGUUUAAGAGGGAUCAGUGA